This is a messenger RNA of Trichoderma breve, 1365 nucleotides long. RefSeq lists its product as uncharacterized. The record is from RefSeq and is a predicted model, not a curated record. The transcript has a single exon. NCBI's taxonomy places the organism in Eukaryota, Fungi, Ascomycota, Sordariomycetes, Hypocreales, Hypocreaceae. The coding region runs from base 1 to 1365 and encodes 454 amino acids.
AUGCCCUCAGACAACCUGCGUCAUGGCUAUGAGGUGACUAUGCAUACCGGGCUUGAAUACCAGAAUACUAUGGUCACCGACGGCAAAGCAGCCGUCUCGCUACAAGAUUUGCCGAUCGAGCUUGUUGCUCAAGUCCUUACGCAUGUUGCCGACAUUGAGACACUAGACAGUCUCAUCCGAGCGUGGCCCGCUGCGUAUCGCGUAUUCGAGUGCAGCGCUGUCGAUAUCACCGAAGCUGUCUUGUCUUCUGGUUACGCAAGCGGCUACGUAUGCGGGCAUAUCCGAGUCAUCUUUCGUAUCAUUGCCUUGCUGCGAUCUGGAACCCUCCCAAUCUCCAGCUUAGCGGAUUUCCAACGACGGGUUAUUAUCGAUGCUAUGAGAUCCGUAUCUCGCGUGCGUAGUUCGCGUAAUGGAUUCGCCCCAGACUUGUUGGCUAGGGAGACACCACCGGCAGUAAUACGCAGUCUUUUAGCGACAUACCGGCAGGUCAUGUCCGCCUCUCUCGGCUGUCUCACCUACUAUCUUGACAGUUUCAAGACUCUCGAGCCUGAGCAUCCCAUUGACAAGGGGAUCAAAAAUCCCAAUCCUGCAUGGAGCCAGGAUAUCUCGACUUGGCAAUCAAGGCCGCAAGGAAGAAAAUUUAACAUACGGGACGUCGGCCCCCCAUCUUGGACCGAGGAGCAGCGCGUCAACCGGGCUUUCUGGCGUCUGCAGCUUCUCUACGAUCUCAAAAGAGCCGCAUCAAGAGGCUUAUUAGACUGGCCAGACGAUAGCAAGGCUGCACUUUGCGACAUUGUUGCAGUCAGUCGUCCAAUCGGGGAGUAUGCGAAUUAUUGGCUUCGGACCCGCCGCUACGCGUACACAACCUGGGCUGGCUCUUCAGACUUUUACCAUGCUUGGGUGCAUGAUAUUCCAUAUGCGGCACAUAAACCAUGCCCCCCCGAGUACGAAGAGCUGAUAUCCGUUGUUGAUUAUGUUCGAGCCGUUCAUGGCCAGGAAGCCUCUGAACGGUUAGUUAAAGGUGAGGUAUGCCUAGCAGAGUUACAAGGACCUGUAGAGAUAUAUCGAGAAUGGUCGCUAGCCAAGCCUGGCGUAAAGGACUGGAAAACACUUAUCGGUCCAUCUGUGGGAGCCGAACGCCAUUAUCGCGGGCCACAAGGGAGGUCGAUACUGGAUAUGGUUGACUUUGACCCUUUGGGGCGCUAUGGGUUUGCAUUUUGGUCGUGGGAGCGCAUGUUUGCGUAUGGCCUUGCCACAAGGAGCCAUUCUGAAUUUGAAGACUACCGGGUCACUUAUGCGUGGGAAAGCAUCCUCAGCCCUGAGGAAGUUGCGAGGGCGGAGUGGGAAAUGGGGAAGAUGACAUAG